Molecule: messenger RNA, 5730 nt
Organism: Dromaius novaehollandiae (emu)
Lineage: Eukaryota; Metazoa; Chordata; Aves; Casuariiformes; Dromaiidae
Exons: 1
Coding region: 59-1156 (365 amino acids)
Biological process (GO): proteolysis
Molecular function (GO): aspartic-type endopeptidase activity
Source: RefSeq, a predicted model, not a curated record
UAUAACAGGUUCUGUCGAUCAAUUGCUGGAAAGCGUACAAAAGGCAGCUUGUCUGCAAAUGAUGUACGAUCGGGAACUCAAGCCGAGCCUGAGCUCUCCGAUGUUACUGCCGGUAGAUCCCGAGUGGAUGACGCCCCUAAUACGGGGACUUCCUGAUUCCCUGAAACCUAUUGGGAUCCAAUUGCAGGGGAGAAUCCAAGAUGUGCCCCGCGAGGAGAGAAUCGUGGCUGCCCUGGAGGGGAUGGUAACCCCCGAGCAUGGGCGGCUAGGGAAAAAGGUGUGGACCUGGGGGGAGGUAGCCCAGGAAUUGAUCAAUUAUGGGAGGAAAUACGGGCCAGUCGGCCGGACUUACCAAAGGGUGGAAACUAGGGCUGUGUGGGCGGCAGAACCAGCAAACAAGCCGCUGGCAUUUUCUGGGAGGAGCCCAGACUUAGCCAGAAGAGAAAGAUCCCUGACCCGGCAGGGACUAUGGCAAUUGGGGCUGCAAAAAGGCGUGCCCCGAGAUUUGAUGGACGGGCUCCCGGCCAAAAAACUAGAGCUCCUGGUCAGGAGGUGGUCUGGACAGGGACCCCCGCCCAGACCGAAACAACACCCCGCGCCAGCGUUAAACAUGGCCGGGGGGGGGGGGAAAUUUGAGGAGGACGAAAGGGCAGUGGGAAAACUAGCUCCUCGGGCCCCUCAGGGUGAGGGGGGAGGCGGAGGGUGGAUGUUUAUAAGACAACUCACCUGCAAUAACAAAGGAGACUUGUUAAUCACCGUAGUGGUGGGGCGAAGGAGAAUGCCCGUAACCUUUUUAAUUGAUACGGGGGCCCAAAUUACAGCGCUAACACGGAGUGAGGCAGAACGGUGUGGCAUCUCAGUCCCAUCCAAACACCUAAUAGUUUUAAAUGCUCUGGGGAAGACCCAGACUGUGCCCAUGACCCUGGUAACAUUGUGGUUACCAGGGGAAGUGUCCUGUGGACACCAUGGCGGCUGUGGGGCCUUUUCAAAUGAACCUCUUAGGCAUAGACGUCCUGAGGGGGAAACAGUGGCGGGAUACCCAGGGGAAUUCGCGGUCUUUCGGUGUUCCUCAGGUCAGAAGACUAACCGGAGAUUUUGGUGUGGCAGUGCGCUUGCUGCAAGCAGCGUCUCCCCUCCCCACUUCCCGGCUGACUAAUGUAAAACCCUAUCUGUUACCUUUGGGAGCGAGAGAGAGUAUUGCCCCAGUAUUGGAGGACCUGAAAAAACAGGGAGUUGUGAUCCCGGCACAGUCCCCCUUCAAUUCCCCUGUAUGGCCAGUUCGAAAACCAAAGGGUAAGUGGAGACUAACCAUAGACUAUCGGCAAUUAAAUAACAAUACAGGCCCAUUGAUGGCAGCUGUGCCAAACAAUGCUGAAUUAAUAGCGACUAUCCAGGAGCAGUCCCACCCUGUGAUGGCAACAAUUGAUGUCAAAGACAUGUUUUUUAUGGUCCCUUUGCAGCCUGAGGACCAAGAGCGUUUUGCCUUCACGUGGGAGGGACAGCAAUACACGUUCACUCGGCUACCUCAGGGGUACAAGCACUCCCCUACACUAGCCCAUCAUGUGCUAGCACAAGAGCUCAAAACUGUCCCCAUACAGGCAGGAGUCAAAAUUUAUCAAUACAUAGAUGAUGUGCUCGUGGGAGGGAGCUGGGUAGAGGAUGUUGAGAAAACGCAGAGCGACAUUAUUGCUCACCUAGAGCAGAUAGGGCUGAUAAUUCCGCCCGAAAAGAUCCAAACUCCCUCCAGCAAAGUAAAAUUUCUGGGAAUCUGGUGGAGGAGGGGGAUGACCUGCAUCCCCCCGGAUACCCUGUCCUCAUUAGACUCAGUUAAAAUGCUGGAGUCCAAAAAGGACUUGCAACACGCUCUAGGGCUGCUCGUAUCCUGGAGGAAGCACAUUCCUCAUAUUUCAAUUGUUGCCAGGCCAUUAUACGACUUACUACGGAAAAGGGCUCACUGGGAGUGGACCUCGGUCCACGAUGAGGCAUUGUGGCUGCUAGUUUUUGAGGCGAACGCCUCACAAAUAGAGCAUUAUUGCGAAAUCUUUUCCAUAACGGAGGGAGCCGCUAAAGUAUUAAAUAUACAAGAUGAGGCAGACUUGAAUAAAGAAACCCCCUGACUCCCCCCUGUAAUUCAAGUAGCUCCCCCAUUUUCCGAUCAGAUCCUAAAUGCAUGGUUCACAGACACUUCCUCAAAGCAGGAAGGGAAAACCUGGAGAUACCGGGCUGUGGCGCUCCAAGUGGGGACUAAGGAGCAGAUCAUUACAGAGGGAGAGGGCAGUGCGCAGGUGGGAGAGCUGGUUGCAGUGUGGAGCGUAUUCCAACAUGAAAGCCAGGCUACUUCCCCUGUACACAUCUACACGGAUUCAUAUACGGUGUUCAAAGUCUGCCUGGAAUGGCUUCCUUUUUGGAAGCAAAAUGCCUGGGAGGUUAAUAGAAUGAUAAAUGUACUUGGAGAGCAAAAGAUGCUAGUGGGAAAACCCACAAGAUUCACACAAAAUGGAUUAUUCCCUCCAUCUGACCCGAGGAGCGAGUUUGUUCUUAUUUCUGUUUUCAAGGGCGGCGGUCUGACCAACAUGCACCUACUGCUCUGGACCAUCCUGAUUCAAGGAUGCAUCCACGAAGGCGACAAACGACCACUCCCUCUACCUUCCCCCAACCCAUUUAAUCCCUUCGAGAACAACGAGUUCAUGUUGCUGGCGAAAGCAGUAAGCCAAACUUUCAAUUUAAGCCACUGCUGGGUUUGCGGAGGACCGCUAGGGUUAUCAAGCUGGCCGUGGACGCCCACACCCCUCACCCCAGACCAGAUCGUAAGCAAUUGUAGCGAAACUGCGGACGACACGUGGGACGACAGUGGGACCUGGUCAAUUCAGCUUCCAGCCAUGGGGCAAUAUUGUUUAAACCGUACCCAGGAGGGAGGGAUCAAAGUGGGGGAAAGUAGAUGUCGAUGGACACUCACUCGUAAGCCGCUUGAUAAAAACAGGAAUCUCCACCUAUGGACGUGGCUCGAUGAAACGGGGCGCAAUCGGGGAUUUGAGGGAUACUGGUCAAAUAAAAAUGAAACUGUAAUUCACCGACAAUCCAAUUAUCCCCCUUACAAGCGAACCUGCAAAUGGAAAGGCACUUCUGGGGCUUGGUAUUGUACCGGCCAAAUAGGUGAUGGGGAGUUACAUUUGUCAGCCCUCUGGGCGACAGAGACACAACUUACUUUCAAUUCCCACCAGGGAUAGACGGGCCAUUUGCUCAGGGCAUCGGAGCUAAGAAGGGGCAUUAUUGGAUCUGUGGACACACAGCAUAUAAAUCUUUACCUGCGGGGUGGUCGGGAAUUUGUUAUAUAGGGAUUAUCAGACCUUUGUUUUUCCUUUUACCAGAAACAGGCGGACCUCAGUUAGGUGUAAAGGUAUAUGAUAACCUUGGAGACAGAAGUGUUGCCCGUAAGACGCAAUCCAUUAAGGCAGAUUUGGGUGGGACGCAAAAAUGGGGGAAUAACGAGUGGCCUCCUGACAUACCCCCUGGAGGCCACAAUCCAGUGGAAAAGUGGAAAGAAUGAAUCAAACAAUUAAGAGACAGGUAGGACAAUCAGCACCAGAUAUAAGGAGAAAGCUUCAGAAAGUAUAUGGUAUGUCGGGGAUGUCAAUAUAAGGUGUACAAUAACAGGGAAGAAGUAGAGAGAAAGGAAAAACAAAAGGAGAAACUGAAAGAUAAGGGGCAAAAUGCUGCAGUCUUGGCAGCUGCAUUUGUCCAGGCACAAACUUCCUCUCAGGGAAGGGGUUUUCCGAAAGGACAAGGACGUGGAAGAAGGCAUAGAGUAGGAGGGAAUUUGGGAAAUAGAAUUCCACUGAGGAGAGAUCAAUGUGCAAUUUGCAGGGGGAAGGGGCACUGGAAAAAUGAGUGCCCGAAGAGACAACCAGAUCAUUGGAAACCUCAGUCUGCAUCUGUUCCAGAGGCAGAUUUGCUCAUGAUUGGUACAGAAGAUUCAGACUGACAGGGACCGGGGGUUGAGAAAUUGGAUUAGUGAUCUUUUAACUCUACAGUCCCAACAGAUGCGCAAGGCAAUCCUUCAGCACCACAUGGUUUUAGACUAUCUGUUAGCUGAAGAGGGAGGGGUGUGUGGGAAAUUGAAUAUUUCCAACUGUUGUUUAGAGAUAGAUGAUGUAGGCGAAGUAGUUCUCCAGUUAACCAAAGAUAUCAGAAAAAUAGCCCACGUCCCUGUCCAAACCUGGAACGGCUGGAGUGGUGAUUUGUGGUCCUGGUUACUGGGGACACCGUGGUGAAACAGUUAAUAUUGUAUUGUCAUGUGUGGUUGCCACUUUAAUGUUCUUACCUUGUAUAAUUCCUUGCUUUGUUCAAUUAAUCCGACACGUUGUGUCAAAUAUGCAAUUUGUUCCUACCACCUCACCCGACGGCAUAAAGAAAAUCCGUGCCAUCCAUCAGCCACGGCCAACCACAGUACCCAUCAUUUAAACCCAUUCCCAGUUUCUCCUGAAGGAGGGAAUUGCAUAUUAACAUCCACAACGCAUCUGCCAGCUGUUUUGUACCUGUUGUAACAAUCAUUUACCUUGUUAACUCAGUUUUGAUGUUUGUUCUGUGAAGUUAAAUGUUGUUAAAGUUGUUAAAGAAUAAGCUUGCAUUGAGCAAGACCUCUGUUUAAUCACCGUUAAGCUCCCUUUUUUUUCUUUCUCCUUCCUCUCCUUUUACUCUUCCCGCGACUUGUUCCACCGUGGACGAAGGCUAUGAAGACUUCAGGAAGGAGACGUACCAAUCAAUGUUUAAGUCACGGGGUGGUGUGGCGGACAGAUGAGUGAACUUUUGCCUUAAACAUUUCUUGGUACAUAAGGUGCAAGCAAACCAUAACCCCAAACAAGCCAUCUGUUCCCGGCGGGAACAGGACUGAGCUGCUGCGACCCCCGAAACGGUCUCCCUGCGACCACCCGGGACACGCCGAGCCUGCGCCGAACCAGGGCACGAUCGGGCAGAGACUUUGGGACCUGGCCCUAGUUCAGUGAGAAAGGGCCCCAGAGCUGGUGCAGGCUGGAAAGAUAAGGGAGUUACAAGCAGUCUGCAUUCCUAUGCUUCACACUCCGAAAGGGAGGAUGUCAAGGCUUUGAAAUAAGGCCUGCUUGGGCACCAGGACCCUUGGAAACAAAGCCUCCUCUCACUGCUGAAACAGUGUUAAUUAAAGGGGGGGGAUCUGGAUUAUAUCCUCUUAGUCAGGAGCUUGGGAGAUAACACCUACUGUCACUGCUGGGGCAGUGCUAAUUGCUGGAACAACACCUCUUUGUGUUUGUGCCUUGAGAGACAAGGAUGGGACCCAAGGAAUCAAAACAUCUGUCAGCAGGAACCCCAACAGUAAAGAUAAGGGAGAAAAGCAGCCUGCCUAGGAACAAGGAUGAGACCCAAUAAGGAGCAGGAGACCCCAGACCCCAAAAUUACUAUUGGUCUGAACUACCGCGUGAGGGGUGGGAAACUUAAGUUGAAAAAGCUAUAAUUGCCCAGGGAUUUCUUUGUUCGGGGUCCCUCUUUGGAGGCACCCAGCUCGAGCUGUAACUACUGCACGCGUGUCAUUACAAUUUAUUUAUUCAAUUUGCCUUGAUUUGGCUCUGAACUUUUCAGCGGGAACCUAGGGUCGGACCCUGCUCAAGUUGUAAUUACUGCACGCGCAUCACUAAAAUUUACACCCAGGGUGAAGAGGACCAACGGGACGCCGCUGGAUCCACGGGUGGUGAUAUCUCU